Lycium ferocissimum is the source of this 1634-nucleotide messenger RNA. RefSeq lists its product as uncharacterized. The coding region runs from base 135 to 1451 and encodes 438 amino acids. The transcript has 11 exons. The record is from RefSeq and is a predicted model, not a curated record. Lineage: Eukaryota; Viridiplantae; Streptophyta; Magnoliopsida; Solanales; Solanaceae. Gene Ontology annotation, molecular function: protein binding.
UAGCUUUCCAUUUUUUUUUUUCAGUUUUGGCCCAUAUAUAUAUUUUAUUUAUUUCCUUAUAUUAUUAAUAUCCUCCUCCUAUAGAACCCUAAUAUCACAAGCAUCGACCAAACUCAUUCAUAAAAGACUGCGUCAUGGAUAUAGAUGAUGAAUACGUAGAAGGUGAAGAGUACCUCAUCAUGGAUGAAAGUGAUAUCAUUAAAGAAAUAGACACUGAUGAAGAAGAGCUUGAGGAUGCUGAUGAUGAAGAAGAUGAAAACGAAGGUUCAACGCUGAUGAUGUUUAUUUAUAAUACAUUUAUGGCCAUUUAUAAGACAAAAAGAAAUAAAGGUAAAUUUGUGGUUACAGAUUUUGAUGAUGCUGAUGAAGAAGAUGAAGAAGAACAAGAAUAUGAAGCUGAUGAUUCGGUUUAUGCGUUCACUGGCCAUACUGGUGAAGUAUACACUGCUAUCUGCAGCCUGACAGAUGCUAAAUUGGUGGCAACAGGUGGUGGAGACAAUAGAGGAUUCAUAUGGAAGAUUGGUCAAGGUGAUUCUAGUUUAAAGUUAUUAGAAGAUCACACAGAUUCUGUUUCUAGUUUGGCUUUUAGUUCUGAUGGUCAGUUGCUUGCUUCUGGGAGCGUUGAUGGGCAUAUAAGAGUGUGGGACACAACUUCAGAUAGUCUGAAGGGAAAACUUGAAGGUCCUGGAGGGGAAAUAGAGUGGGUCAGGUGGCAUCCGAGAAGGCAUAUGGUGUUGGCUGGUGCAGAGUAUUCUGCUGUAUUGAUGUGGAAUGUUGGCAUCCAAGAGGACAUGUGGCGCUGGUUUCUACUUUCUGGUCAUGGUGGUAGUGUAACCUGUGGUGAUUUCACUCCUGAUGGUAAAUUUAUUUGUACCGGGUCUGAUGAUGCAACCCUGAGGAUAUGGGAUGCAGAGAGUGGCGCAGAGUGCGGCCGAUGUAUCCAUGCUGUAAGAUUGUCGCAAGCUGAUUCUACAACGAAAGGACUAAAUUGCUUGGCAAUCAGCUUGGAUUCAACUCGUGCUCUCACAGGCUCAGAGGAUGGUUCUGCUCACAUUGUGAAUAUAAUUACUGGAAAGGUUGUCAAUUCUCUGAGUGUGCAUACACAGCCGAUAUUAUGUGCCGGUUUUUCAGCAAGCGGUUCUUGGGCUGCAACCGGAGGCAUGGACAAUAAGCUUAUUAUUUGGGACUUACAUACAUCAUCACCUCGCUCAACUUGUGAACAUGAGGCCGGAGUGUUAUGCUUGCUGUGGCUAGGGAAAUCUAGUUAUGUGGCAACGGGUUGUGUUGAUGGGAAGGUGCGUAUAUGGGAUAGCCGUUCUGGAGAAUGUGUGAGGACCUUUAGAGGACACACUCGUGCGAUUCAGUCUCUAUCUGCAUCGUCUGAUGGGAAGCACCUCGUUUCUGCCUCUUAUGAUAAAACAAAGACGCGUUUUCAGUAUAGCAGAGCUUAACUAAGAACAACCCUAUUCUUUCUGCAGUUUGAACAAGAUCUAAGUCCCAAUUCAUUUGAAUUGUUUUACAUUUUUAUAUUUAAUCUAGUUUUAGACACAAGGGAAAAUCAUUUGACAAAAUGCUUCUACAUCUCAAACUUUGAACAGUAGGCAUCCUUCUCACUUUCAUUAAAUUUCUUGACA